Messenger RNA from Dibothriocephalus latus, 252 nucleotides. The record is from the annotation of a GenBank genome assembly. Lineage: Eukaryota; Metazoa; Platyhelminthes; Cestoda; Diphyllobothriidea; Diphyllobothriidae.
UACUCCUCCUGCCUCCAGUCCCAGGUGAAGGAACUUGAAGACCAGCUGAAAGCACAAGCGGCACAGAAGCCGUCGACGCCGGCGCCACCAAAACCAGUCAGUGAUGGACCUGAUGAUCAACAGCUCGCCGCAGCCGAAGGUCGCCUGAGUGAACUCACCUUCGAGUUGAGGGAAGUGCAGAUGGCCCUGGGUGUGUUGGAGGCCAAUUCAGUUGCAGAUGCUCGCAAAAUAAGUGAACUGACUGCCUCGUAA